Messenger RNA from Monodelphis domestica (gray short-tailed opossum), 8397 nucleotides. RefSeq names its product cramped chromatin regulator 1 (gene CRAMP1). Gene Ontology annotation, biological process: pattern specification process. The record is from RefSeq and is a predicted model, not a curated record. Gene Ontology annotation, cellular component: nucleus. Gene Ontology annotation, molecular function: chromatin binding. NCBI's taxonomy places the organism in Eukaryota, Metazoa, Chordata, Mammalia, Didelphimorphia, Didelphidae.
ACUGAGGCGCCGGAUCGAUCACUUUAAGGUGGGAGAGGUUCGGGAGGGAUGAGCACUGGGCCAGUUGUGAGGCCGCCAGUCUGGUCAGUGCUGGAGUGGGAGGACAGUUCCCAGCCUGGUGCCAGCAGCAAGAGGAGCGUUGCACCCACUUGACCCACCUUGGUUCCGACCAAUCAUUUUGUCGUGGCAAUGGAGAAUUUUCCUGUAGGGAAGGAGCAAAAUCAGGAGACUAAUCGUAAGAAAAAGUGAUGUUGACAAGAGGGUCCUUUGGACGAACGUAAAGAUGAGAAGCAAAGUGUCCCUGUUUCAGGAAGCAUCGUCUAGGGAGUGUGGAAGGACGAUCAACCUGGACAUUGUGCUAUGCAUAGGAUGAAUCAGAUCUUGUUGGAGUGUUCUGAGGGAUACUCUUUCUUAAGGAUCCUGGACCUAAUACAACUUGGGUAGUUGUGUUAUAUCCGUGGUGAUUUAAAAGGAUGACAGUGAAGUUGGGAGACAGCAGCAGCGGGGAGGAAGGGCUCAAAAAGCUGGGCAAGAGAUCAGCAGAUGAGGAGUCCCUGGAAGGAGAAGGGGCUGGAGGAGGAGAAGCAGCAGAAGAGACCAGCCACAGCACAAAGAAAGAGGAGAAGAUUAUCAAUAAUAAUAAUAAUAAUAACCCUUCCUCCUCCAGCCUGCAGCAAGCUUCGUCCCCCCUUCAGGCAUCCUCCCAGGACCAGCAUCAUUUCUUAAGGUCCAGUGUGAGACCUCAGAGCAAGAGGUUCAGGAAAGAUUCAGCCUGUGCAGUUGGCAGUAGCAGCAAUAGCAGCACCAGUGCCAAGGGAAAAGGGGUAGACAAUGGAGGGCCAUCUUCUGGUGGUGUGUCAGGAAUCACUCCCAGUGCAUCUUCAGGAAGCUCUAAGUCAUCAGCCAGGAGCCUGGGCUCUUCCAGUGGAGAGAAAGAAGAAGGUAAAAAGGUUCGACGUCAGUGGGAGUCAUGGAGCACUGAGGACAAGAACACUUUCUUCGAGGGACUGUAUGAGCAUGGGAAAGACUUUGAAGCAAUUCAGAACAACAUUGCUCUGAAGUAUAAGAAGAAAGGCAAACCUGCAAGCAUGGUGAAAAACAAAGAACAGGUCCGGCAUUUCUACUACCGUACCUGGCACAAGAUCACCAAAUACAUCGACUUUGAUAAUGUGUUUUCUCGAGGACUGAAAAAAUCAUCCCAGGAACUUUAUGGAUUAAUCUGCUAUGGAGAAUUGAGGAAGAAGAUUGGGGGCUGCAUGGAUGAUAAGAAUGCUACAAAGCUGAAUGAACUUAUUCAAGUUGGGGCCACUACUGUUCGUUACAAAGGGAGAAAUCUUCGAAUCAAAGCUCCAAUGUGCAGGGCACUGAAGAAACUCUGUGAUCCAGAUGGUCUCAGUGAUGAGGAAGAUCAGAAGCCUGUACGACUUCCUCUGAAAGUUCCUGUGGAAUUGCAACCACGAAACAACCACGCCUGGGCUCGGGUGCAGAGUCUUGCCCAGAACCCACGCCUCAGGAUGAUUGUAGAACUACAUCGAAAGGUUUCUAGCCUCAUUGAAUUCCUGAAGCAGAAAUGGGCACUACAUGAAGUACGAAUUCGGCAAACACUGGACGCACGGCAGCUCCAGGACUCUAGAGAUGAGGAGGCAAGGGCACAGCUUUCAAGGGAGAAGGCUACCCUGCACCUCUUCCCUGGGGAGAACUGUACGCUCACGCCCCUGCCCGGGGUGGCCCGAGUGGUUCACUCAAAGGCUUUCUGCACAGUGCACUGGCAGGAAAGUGGUAAAUGCAAACAGAACACAAAGGACUCUCAUUUGCUGCCUCCGGCCCAAAUUCUAGGCAUUCAGAGCGGUCAGGGUACAGCUCGAGGCCAGGUGAAGUAUCCUCGGGGAGUAACUGAGACCAAGGGCUGUGGGAGGAGUGAGAAUAUGGCAGAGCUGACAAGAAUGUCUCAUCCUCCUGCUGAUGCUUCUCAGAGCUCUGGAGAGAGCUCUCCAGAAAGUGGCCCUGGUGAGGGGGCAGCCUUGAGUCUUAGUAGCCCAGAUGCUCCUGACAAGAUGCCUUCUGGGCCUCAAGACUCAGGAGGAAACUUGGAGAAGACUAAUAUGGCAGCUUCUAAAGAGGGCAGAGAUGCCCGAAUCAGUGACCAAACUUCUCUACCCACACCUGGAAGUAUAUCAUGUGCCUGCAGUCAGAUCCCUGACCUGGAGGAGGAGCUCUCUCUUCUAGAUCCGUUCCCUCGGUACAUGAAGUCCUGCCAGGACCUUAUCAUCCCAGAGAAAUGUUUCUGUACAGACAGAUUGUCUAGGCAAGAGCCUCCUACCCCCAGUGGAUCCACUUCUCCAGAGGCUCUACAAGCUAGUAAUGUAGAAACUGCUGACCCAGCAAUGGGUCAAGGACCAUCACUCACCAGUGCACUGCCUAGAGCUGAAACUCAGAUAAGCCAAGGUCCAGGCUUGCAACCAGAUGUUUGCACUAAAGAGUUACCAGAUGCACCUGCUGAGGACUUCCAGGAGAAGCUGAGCUCCUCCUUUAUGUCUCCAUCUCAGGGACAGUCUGCCACAAAGCCUCUGAAGGAGAGCCCAAGUCGGCUUGCCCAGCAGGUCAGAGAAGAGGGGUGGAACCUACAGACCUCCGAAAGCCUUACACUGGCUGAAGUCUACCUCAUGAUGGGCAAGCCCAACAAGCUACAGUUAGAAUAUGACUGGCUGGCUGUCCUGGAGCCAGAGACAGAAACCCAGAACUCCACGGAGCCCGGGCAGGACUCUUCCUCUGGCUCCACCUCUGCAGCCUUUCAUAAGCAGCGCUUGCUUAGCUGCCUCUUAAAACUAAUCUCGACCGAAGUUAACCCAAAACUGACUCCUGAAACUAAUGCUGUCUCUGUGGCUUCAGUAAAGCCAUCUCAAGAGGAACAGUCACUAACACCCCCAGGGAAAGUGAUCACCAUCAGUACCCGGAGUCCCCGGUGUGCCCGAAAUCAGUCCACCCUACGAAACAAUAAGAACUUCUCUCCCAACUCAUCAUCCAGCUCCUCAGGUUUGAGAAACCCUCCAAGACCUCUCCUGGUCGCUGCUCCAUCUAGUUCAGCAAACAGUGAUUCUGAUGGGGGACUUUUUGCAGUCCCAACAACCUUGCCACCCAAUAGCCGACAUGGAAAGCUGUUUUCACCUAGCAAGGAUGCAGAAUUGACUUUCCGACAGCAUCUCGACACAAUCAGUAUGCAGUCAGAUUUCUUCUUGCCAAAGCCAAGGAAGUUACGGAAUAGACACUUGCGGAAGCCAUUGGUGGUACAGAGAACACUGCUCCCUAGACCAUCAGGAAAUCCAUCCCAUAAUGUGUGUUCUUUCUCCAUUAUGUCAAAUUCUUCUAUAACAGGGAGAGGGUCAUUUCGACCAAUCCAGUCCUCUCUGACCAAAGCUGCUUUGUCUCGACCCAUUGUGCCCAAGGUUCUUCCAGCCCAGGCUGCUAAUCACCUGUCCAGUGCCAUUGAUUUGGCAGCUAAAAGUGCUGGUAUUAUCCCUGGGAGCCCACUCUCUGUCUUGGAUACUGAAGGUUUGCCAGGGAUAACACAAUUGUCUUCCGAGGAGGUGACAGCUACUAUGACAGGACCAAACUUGGCUAGCUCACAUCAGAAUGGGGACUCCAUAUCAGCUAUGGGGGGCCCAAGUAGUGGAUGUCGGGUUCCUUUCAUCAGUAUCCCCACAAGGCCUGAACAAGAAUCCAUCACUCCAGGUUUCCAGGGCUCAUCUGUUCUAUCCUUGUCUGAACUGUCCAAAACUCCUCUCCAAAAUGGCCUCUCUACUCCCCUUCCUACAUCUGAGGGAUCUAGUACUCGACUUUCUCCACCCAAUGUCUCGGCUCUGCUAGAUAUUUCCCUGCCUGGACCCCCUGAGGAUGUAUUAUCUCAGGGAGAACCUUCGACUCAGAUCAGUGACUCCAUCAUUGAGAUUGCUAUCAGUUCUGGCCAAUAUAGUGAAGGAGUCUCUCUUUCUCCAGCAAAACUGAAUGGCAGUGACAGUUCCAAGAGUCUUCCAUCCCCAUCCAGCAGCCCUCAGCAGAAUUGGAUUGCCUCUCCCACCCAUGAUCCCCAGUGGUACCCCAAUGAUUCCACUGAUUCUUCUCUCAGCAGCCUAUUUUCAAGCUUCAUCUCACCAGAGAAGGGCCGGAAGAUGCUACCAACUCCGGUUGGGACUGCCAGUGGUACUUCCCUAUUGGGCCCCAGCUUGCUGGAUGGAAACUCUCGCGAUUCAUUUGUCUCUCGAUCAUUGGCUGAUGUUGCAGAGGUUGUGGAUUCCCAACUGGUGUGCAUGAUGAAUGAAAACAGCAUUGACUACAUCUCCCGUUUCAAUGACCUUGCCCAAGAACUGUCCAUCACUGAGUCAAGUCGUCGUGAAGUCCUUUUUGAUGGAGGUGGAAGUGGCCCUCCAGUGGGUGACCUCUCACAAUGACCACGCUUCAUGUUAAGCACUGUAGUGGCCACAAUUAGGAGGGCUUGAUGGACCGACAUUACAAUGGACAUAGUAUGUUUGUUCCUCUGAUUGUUAGGGAAGACAUCCCAGUGAACCACUCUCAAUAAAGGCAUCAUCUUCUAAGAUUUGAACAGCUGUGCAUCCUGGAAUCUAUAGUACACCAGGAAAAGAUCACUGAACAGUAUUAGGUGAUGAAUUCCCAUGAGAGGAGCUGGAGCCUAGUGAUGUAGUUGGGAAGAAUCAAAACUAAUUCUCUGGAAUGGAAUAAGUUAAGGUUAUUAGUAAGAAAACCCCCUUCUGAGGCAGUUUGUGCCAUAUGUAAUAUUCUUAGUUCCACACAAGGUUUGGGGUGCAGGUAAAGAUUAGUCCUGUAUUAAAGCCUAAAUUUGUUGUAUUGAACAUUCCGGUUGAAAAAGGAGAAACUACAAAUUUUCUUUUUUUAAAGGAAGAAGUCAAGAGUGCCUUGGAAUAGCCCUUAAGUACUGGAGAAUUUUAAGCCACCCUUACUGGUGGGAGUGCCCAAGUCACUACUGCCUUCCUCCAAUUAAUCCUUUGAUAUUCUUUUACUAUGUCUGUAAAGUGGUGGGAGUUCAACAAUCCAUGAUGCAUUCCUUCUUCCCUGGGGAAGACAGCACAGCAUCUCUUGAGCUCUCUGAUAGUAAUUGCAUUCCAGGGCAGGUGACAGUGCAGAUAAAAGGCCUUAUAGUACUGGGGUAGCAGAGGGAGAAAUCUUGGUCUCAACUCCAUUGAAAUACCAACCUUCCCCUAAUCCCUUCAUUAUAAGUUUUGGCUGAUUUAACAGGAUGGGUAAAGAAUCAUGUCUUAUGCAGAUAACAUUGAUUUUUUUUUUAAUUUCUGAGGUAGAAAAAGAUCUUUUAUUUUGUGAAUUAAGAAGCAUUAAAGAAGAAAACCCAAUUAAGUGGAUAUCCUUCCUCCUCCCAGUUGUCUAGUUUCUUUAAGGGUGGGCCAAAGCAUCAUUUGCUCUGUUAUAGAUGAAGAUCUCCCCCAAGGCCUUUCACCUAUGGUGAAAUUUGGUUUGACAUCUGAAAAGAAAUUAGUAAUCCUUAAUAACUGGGUAGUUUUCAUGAAGUGAUUUUUCUCCAUCAAAUUUUCCUCUGCUUUUGGUUGUCCUUCAGCAUAUGUUGUUCCUUUAUCAUAUUACACACUUAAUCUUUACUCUUCUGUGAUCAUUGAGCACCUCUCACCCUUGCCCAACUUCUCUUUCUAGAAUUCUAAAAUAAGGGCUUAUAGUCAUAUAAGGUAGCUCCUUAGUAAACAAAAGCCAUGUCCUUUGUAGAAAGAGGAUUUAUAAACUCCUACAGUCAAUUCUUUGUGUAUCAGGUGCAUCCAUUAAAUCUGUCCAUAGCUAUGUCUAACAGCCAGUUCUUCUCACACCUAUUUAGGCAUCUGUGAUAAGGAUCAACCUUAUAGUGUCAUCUGUGACCUCAUCCAUCUGACAUUUAAUUUUUGGUCAGCAUCUAGUUUGCUUAUUGUUCAAUGUUUCCAUCUACUUUGACGUUAAUUCCUACAUUUGUUAAAAGUAAAAGAGGCAGUUUUUCCUCCCAGUAGUAGUCUUAGGCAGGGCUAGUAGCCUUCAAGGCUAUUGUUAGCUACUUUUUAGGUCUGGCUUCUCUCCCCAACUGAUGGAUGACUUGGUCUUUAGCCAUAUACAAUCUACAGGCAGUUUGGUUUCAAUCAAUACCUGAGAAAUGAGUAUGUAAGGCUUCUUCAGAAGGAAUUAAGUGUCUUGUAGAGAACUAUGGAAUCCAGCAAUUAGAGAUCAUUUCAUUUCUAUAAUAAAGGACAGAUAUUCUAAUCCCUGAGCCAAGGACAGAUUCCCGGUUACUGGAUGGAGAAAUCUAUUUUUCUGCUGUGUUUUUACUCUUGUUCCUGAAACUUUUAUCAGAGCUUUUCUGUGAUACCUCACUAAUAGUUCCUUAUGAGUAAAGCUUUUUUCUGGAUCUUAAGAAAAUAACAGCACAUAACUAAAAACAAAAGAGAGGAGGAAUAUGGCAGUCAGUUGAAGUGAUGUGAGCAACUGUGAUUAUGUAGUCUUUAAGCCAAUCUGACCAUUUUCUGUGUUGACUUAGCCCCCUCUGAACUCAACAGUGCUGAGGUAUAUCUCAUGCCCAUAAUAUCUUACUUAGCCAUGGGCUAAAAACCCUACUGACUGUAUCUGCAUCAAUAUUAGAAUCUUCCUGAACUCUGUACUCUAAUGCCAUAGCAAGAAGCCUUUCAGGAAUACUGCUGAAAUUAAGUACCAGUUGUGUCAUGACUAUGUGGCCAGCUGAUAAUACUUCUGAGCUAGUUACUCAGCAGGAGCUCUUGAGAUAUUAGGGCAAGAAGUAGAAAGUAGUUGGUUUUUUUAAUUAAAGGCAAAGGAAAAGAAAAAAUAUUACCAUAAGCUUAUUCAAAGAUUUUAAAAAUCAGAAGUUUCUCUGGUUUGAGUUUCUGGAACAGACUCUACUUGCCCAUGUGUGGAAUCAAUUUAAGUAAAUAACUUAUAGCUGUAAGUAAUAUUUUAAGUUAGGGCAGAGGGACCAGGAUGCAAAAAGAAAGUUAUUUGUCAAAUAUCUACAAGUCUCCUCUUUGCUAGUGAGAAAUAUGAAUUAACCACAGAGGCCUUUGUUUUUUCCUUUGGCAAAAGGUCAGUUGCUUUUCCUUGCCAUGAGUGAGGGAAAUGUCAUAGUUUGCAGCAGAAAAUUAAUCUAUUUCUCCUAGCCUUAUAAAUAUUAUGUAUAAAAAUAUAAAUCUUCACUGAAUCAAAAGUAUACCAGCAUGUCAGAAAGUAAGAGAAUUAUAUUGUUUCCAUUCAAGUGGAUGUCAUUGUUAGCCUCUCAAUAUGAACUUGUGGCUUACUAUGUGCAAAGCAGAUCAGUUUCUUGAAAAAUUUUGUCUCUGAACAUAGUAAUGUGCUUGGGAUCCUUUUUAAAGUUCUUCAUUUUUGAAGCUCCUCUUCACAUUCAGGACUGAGUAAGAACCUCUGGGUUUUCAGAGGAUUGGUUGAUAUAUUGGCCUCUCAUCUUUUUGGAGAAUAUAUAAUAGCGGACAUCUCCUGUUGUAUCUUUGAGAGAAUGCAGAGGCGACUGACUGAAUGUUCAUCCUUUCAUAUAGGGCUUAUAAUGAGAUAUGCUGUAAUCUGAAUUGACUAAUACUGUUCAAGGGGAAGAAUUAAUUGAAAACGGUUGACUUACCAGUAUUUGCUCCAUACCCCUAAGUCUGCUGGCCCUUAAGUAUAGGAAUAACCAUUGUUUAUUGGGCUACCCCCAAGAUAGAAUUUAUAGAUGGAUGGCCUUUUGAAAACUACAUCUUAAAACCAAAUCACUUCAUUGAACUCAGGCUUGUUUUGCAAAGAGAUGUUUUGUAUUCUGAUGCUGGAAACCCCUGAGGAAGAAAUUUAAGUACUGGGAUGCAUUUUUGAGGGAAUACUGCACUUUGGUGGGUUUUUUUUUUUUUAAACAGCUUCCCAAACCUUUAUAGCUCUCCUAAUUCCACAGUAAUUUGUAAGUAAUAUUAAGUAAGUUAAACCUUGGAAGCACUACAGUAACCUGUUAUCAUACUUUACUGGAACAGGAUAACUGGCUUUAGAGCUUAUGGUUUGGCAGCAGAAUUUAUUGCUGUUUCUUUGAAAAAUAGUUAAGCCAUAUCAUCUAAGGUUUUUGGCUUGUUUGAGAUGUGAAUUUGUUUUAUAGAUUAUAAAUAUACAUAUGCAGUGUAUGUAUAAAGCAGAUUGCCUGUCCUUCCUGAUUAUUUUUUGUACCAUAUUGUAAAUUAUAUUAUUUAUUCUUUACCAAUUUUGGAAAAAAAAAGGUGUUUUGGCUAUUUAAUAUAAUAAACAAAAGCUGUUAAACUUCCUAUGUUUAAAUUUCCAGUUCAACUUGUAAAUCUGUUUUUAUUAUUGUGCAUAAAUACAUACUAAUACUUGAUCUAA